Messenger RNA from Aspergillus campestris IBT 28561, 704 nucleotides. RefSeq lists its product as uncharacterized. Lineage: Eukaryota; Fungi; Ascomycota; Eurotiomycetes; Eurotiales; Aspergillaceae. The coding region runs from base 53 to 406 and encodes 117 amino acids. The transcript has a single exon. The record is from RefSeq and is a predicted model, not a curated record.
UGAUUUUAUAUUGUUUUCUAUCUUAACCCUUGUCUGUUCAUUUCUUGUUUUGAUGCAGAGUUCGACAUCAAAAGGUACUUGGAUUAGUAUCAUGUCUCCUAUAACCCCUCCAGGUGUGGUCACUGGUGGGUCGUCACCUAUGUUCAUCACUCUUUCUAAACCAACUUCUCUCGUGGCGAGAAUGGAAUUGGACGGUGGUGUCAAUCUCCAGGUCUCCACUACCUCUCCACCGGGUGUGCCCCCUUUUCCAUUGUCUUAUUUGACGGCCAUAUAUUCUAUUUAUUCUCGGUGGUACCGUGGUUCUGUCUUUUUUAAAUUAAUUCUAUUGUAUUUUCCUCUUUUAUAUCCGUUGCCUUCUAUUGCCUACAACCACGUACUUAUAGAAAAUUUGGUGAUCUUACCCUAAGAAUAACGGUCAGUGUGAUAGAUAGCGCAGUCCUGACUGAUCACCCAUAUAUAGUAAACAGACCGAAAGAUAAUAUCCAGCAGCAAAUCAACACCCCCCGAAAGAAAUGGACUGUUGAUCCAAAUUAACACUGACUUGUUUGGCGCUAGUGUGCAUUACGCAAGCAGUCACUCUGGUGGCUUCCCAGCCAAGCAACUCAAAUUACCCGCGUUCAGCGGCCACUUGUCCAUAGCGUCGCCGCCGAUGGUCCCUGGCCUCGGGUGGGGAAUGCGGCGAUCUGAUGGCUGAUGGCUGAUGG